AUAUGUCAUACCAAACAGUUAAUGCGAAUAUUGAUUAUUGGCCAGAUGAUUACGAUGUUAAGGCGUCAGCGCAGGCAAUAUUACGUUUGCGCAUUUUCUAUUAUUUCAAUAUCGACGAAGUAAUCAAUGGUGUUCUUUUUGGUGAGCAUUGUCAACCACUCAACCCGUCCCAGAUAAUAAAGCUUAUUCGCAUAGCUACCGACAGCAAUAUGCUACAUGAAGCAAGGCUUUGGUGCGAAGCAUUAUUACGCAAACUUCAGUUUUCUUCACACCUGGACGAAUAUGUAAAUGAAGUUGCAAUUUUAAGGCUCCUGGCAACUAUUUUCAAUAAGGCUGGUAUGCAUGGGAGAGCAGCGAACAUUUUGGUUCCUUUAACUCAGUCAGGACACAGCGAAAUUGAUCGAGAGUAUGAAUUUUACAAAAAUAAUGUGAACGAGACAAGCGAGCCACCUGAUAUACCAUUGAUAACGGACGAGUAUGAUAGCCAGUAUAAACAGCUUUGCAGGGAGAAUAGAAAGACGCCAAAGGAACUAUCAGAACUCUACUGUUAUCUAAGUAACACAUCAAUACCAUAUUAUAAAGGAAAAGUAGAACUUGUUAAUCUUCAACCAGUAAUAUAUUUAUUUCACGACGUUAUAUCCAAUGAUGAAGCAGCUCAUUUUCGAAACGAGGCAAUGAAAAAGUUUGAAAGGUCAGUUGUAUUAGGCGACGAUGGCAAAGGAUUUAGAACAGACAAAGUACGAGUUAGUCAAACAGCAUGGUUGUUUGACAACAUUGGAAUAGUCAAGAGAGCAACACGAAGAGUUGGGUUGCUAACAGGUCUAGUUACAACAUCGUCAACAAAUUCAAGUAAUGCAGAACCUUUCCAGAUAGUGAAUUAUGGAAUAGGCGGGAUGUAUAAUCCACAUUUUGAUACAUUGAAUUCGGAUGAACGAUUACGAAGUGUAGUUGAGGCAAAUGGUCUACCUGAACUCAGAGGAACUGGAGACAGAAUAGCCACGUGGCUAUAUUAUGCAAGUUUUUUAAGUGAUGUUGAAGUUGGCGGAGCUACAGUUUUUCCAAAUAUAAAUACCCGAGUUCCUGUCAUAAAGGGAGCUGCAGCUUUCUGGUAUAAUUUACUUCCAAGGGGGCAAACUGAUAAUAGAACUUUACACGCAGGAUGUCCAGUAGUAAUUGGUUCCAAAUGGGUUGGAAAUAAAUGGAUACGUGAAGCUGGACAGAUGUUUAAGAGACCGUGCGAUCUUCAUAUGUAACGAUCAUUGUAACAACAUUCAUCACCGAUGUUCCAUAUUUGCAUCAA
Molecule: messenger RNA, 1300 nt
Organism: Mytilus trossulus (common blue mussel)
Lineage: Eukaryota; Metazoa; Mollusca; Bivalvia; Mytilida; Mytilidae
Product: prolyl 4-hydroxylase subunit alpha-1-like
Exons: 10
Coding region: 3-1253 (416 amino acids)
Biological process (GO): peptidyl-proline hydroxylation to 4-hydroxy-L-proline
Cellular component (GO): endoplasmic reticulum
Molecular function (GO): iron ion binding; L-ascorbic acid binding; procollagen-proline 4-dioxygenase activity
Source: RefSeq, a predicted model, not a curated record